CCAAAUAAGCAUGAAUUCGACCUACUGCAUUGACAUCACCACAGUUAGCCAAGUUUUUUCUUCCUGCUGUCUUUGUCAGAUAAGAAGGGCUUGUUUGUUUCCAGCAUUGGAUAAUGUGGUUUCGAAUUCGCAUAUAUCUUUCUGGGCUCUUUGCAGAUUUUCCUAAAAACCAUUCUGUAUUUUUGGAUCGCUCGUGGUCUGAUAUCUCCUCUUGAUUCAAGUUCUAAUAUGUUUUUAAGCGUAUGAACUCGGGCAAACUUUGGUAUAUAAAACUUACAAAUUCGGUUCCUAAAUUCUUGGAGUCUUUGAUGUCUGUAUCUUGGGCCUCUGUGUUUUCCUCUUUUGUUUCAUCAGGUGCAUUGUUGGAUAUUUCGCCAAUAACAGGCUCAACAGUGGUAGGCUUAACAGUGACAGGUUCAACAGUGGUAGUCUCGACAGUGGUAGGCUCAACAGUGGUAGGCUCAACAGUGGUAGGCUCAACAGUGACAGGUUCAACAGUGGUGGGUUUAACAAUGGGGAAUAACGAUCUGAGGAGUCAUCAAUGCGAUUUUUGGGUCGACAGGAUUGGUUGCGUUCAAUAUAGUUUCUGGAAGAACAAGACUAAUUUCUUUGAUGCUUGGCAAAGUGAUAUUUGGUGUUGAUGUUGUAGAUGAUAAAUCUUCUUUUGUGACGCUAUCUACUGCUACUGCCUU
This is a messenger RNA of Mucor mucedo, 692 nucleotides long. RefSeq lists its product as uncharacterized. The coding region runs from base 243 to 641 and encodes 132 amino acids. The transcript has 2 exons. NCBI's taxonomy places the organism in Eukaryota, Fungi, Mucoromycota, Mucoromycetes, Mucorales, Mucoraceae. The record is from RefSeq and is a predicted model, not a curated record.